Fraxinus pennsylvanica is the source of this 429-nucleotide messenger RNA. NCBI's taxonomy places the organism in Eukaryota, Viridiplantae, Streptophyta, Magnoliopsida, Lamiales, Oleaceae. The record is from the annotation of a GenBank genome assembly.
AUGACUGUGCCUGGAGAAAAACAAGGUGGUGGAGACUAUGAAGAGGCGGCUUCAGCCACCGGAUGUGGCUGUUUUAGGUUAUUCUGCGGUGGAUGGAAAAAGAGCAGCCAAGGAGAAGGUCAUUCUUUGUUACAGGGGAGACAAGUCUACGAGGAAACAUGGGUGGUUACAGAAUUUAAGAAAUUGAAGGAGUUUUCAGAGUUAGUGGCAGGGCCUAAAUGGAAGAACAUGAUAAGGAAAAUUGGAAAGUUUUGUAAUCCUAAGAGAAAAUCAAAGGUGACGACGCAGCUUCAGUAUUCUCCUGGAAGUUAUGCCCUCAAUUUUGAUUGUGGUGGUGAGGAUGAAGAAGAAGAUAAUCUGUUGCACAGUUUUUCAUCAAGGUUUGCAUCUCAUGAUAUCGGCUAUCGACAAAGUAGAGAUGGGUUGUGA